AUGCAAUUAUCGGUAGAUCAAAGUUCUUCAGCUGAUGUGAUAGACAUGGAGGACAUAGCGACAGAGGACCAAGAUGUCUAUGAAGAAGACGAAACGAAGUCUUGUCUGGUUUACACCAAGCACACGAGAAUCGAAAUGAAAGAUUUCUGCACUGAAGUCAGAGCUCUUCGAGAUAUAGAAAGAUUUCUUGCAAACCCAACCAUUCUACUGAAUGUAUGCGUGACAGCACUAGAAGAAAUUAUGGAUAUUAUGAUGGAGAAGCUGAUAUCAAAGCUUCGUGGCUGCAGCAUUAGUUUAAAAAAAGCCAAAAAUGCCUUCUUUUCAAAGGACUCUAUUCAUCGUCUGUCACAUGUGAUCCAGGGGACUGAGAAAUCUGAAGGAAGUGGCUGGGAAGAAACGCAAGGAUGGCUUGUAGCUAUGGCUGAGGUAUCGUCGGUUCAUCACAGUAAUGUGGCCAUCGCUAGAUUACGACAUGCUACGAAUCUUGGAAGGACCCUCCAGGGCACACAUUUGGUGGUUCUCGUAUUAUCACCUAGAAAAACAAAAAGGACAAAAAGUUCCCUCGAGACAGGACGAACCUUUGCAACUCUUCUGUCAAACAUAGAGUUUAGGCAGCAGCUCUUGGAGGCGGACAACGAGGAGGAAUUCUUGAAAGUUAUCCGUGAAUACAAAAAGGCAAUGGAAGCAGAGCAGCACAAGAAGGACCAAGAACGAACGCGUUCAGGAUCCGUACUCAAAGUAACGUCAUCCUUUGAUCAACAAGGGGACCUGACCAAAGGUUCAAAGAAAUACAGUCUUAUAGCAUUUGGUCGAGGAAUAAAAGAAGAUUUAAAGAGAAGAUGGCCGCACUAUACUUCAGACUUCAUCGAUGGUGUAAUAGGACAUCGUACCAUACAGAAACUAGCAGCUACUGUUAUGUUUCUAUACUUCGCUUGCCUUCUGCCAUCCAUUGCCUUCGGGGUUUUGAACAGCAAGAAUACCAAUGGCAAAAUAGGUAUAGAGAAGGUUAUCAUAUCCCAGUCAUGUGGAGGGAUAGUGUUCUCUCUGUUUGCUGGUCAACCAAUGAUUGUACUACUCACUACUGCCCCGCUUGCUUUGUACGUCAAAGUUAUUCACAGCAUCUGUGACGACUUCAACCUGGACUUCUUCGCGAUGUACACCAUGACUGGUCUAUGGAAUGCUUUCUUUCUCAUCAUUUAUUCACUGUUUGGUGUAUCCAACCUAAUGAGAUGGUCAACAAGGUCGACCAAUGAGAUAUUUGCCUUGUUUAUCUCUGUGGCGUUCACAGUAGCUGCGCUGAGUAGCAUUCACAAAGAAUACAAUAAACCCAACUGUGUGGGCCUGCCUUACAGUACUUGUAGCUUGUGUAAGCAGUCAAACACAUCAACACACGAUUCGUCAACGUGUACCUCGUUUAACAGCGAGCAGUGUUUCUGUUCCCGUGAAGGUGGUGUCCUGUACCUUCUGCUCAGCUUCGGAACCGUGUUGCUUGGUGUCACUCUUUACAACUGCAGAAAAAGCCCUUUCCUGGAUGCUGACAAGAGAGAAGCUCUUGCUGACUACGCUCUGCCAGUCUCUGUUGUACUCUUCUCCUUCAUUGGAUCUUUUGUCUUUAAAGACAUUCAAACGCACAAGGUGGAUUACAAGAGUACCAUUAAAAUCAAAUUCUCCUCAUUCUCUUCUCUUUCUAAUGGAGCCGUGCUUGGUUCUUGUGGCCUGGGAUUCUGUCUAUCAUUCCUAUUCUUCAUGGCACAAAAUAUCGUCAGUGCUAUUGUAAAUAAUCCCAGUAACCGGUUAAAGAAAGGUACAGCAUACCAUCUAGACCUGUUGGUUAUUGGAAUCCUCAACGGUGUACUGUCCUUGUUUGGUUUGCCAUGGGUACAUGCUGCUUUACCUCACUCACCCCUGCACGUCAGGGCGUUGGCUGAUGUCGAGGAGAGGGUUGAUCAAGGUCACGUUCAUGAGCUGAUCGUCAAGGUACGGGAGAAUCGUCUAUCACUACUGAUAUCUCACAUCAUGGUUGGUCUGUCUUUAUUCAUGUUACCCACACCCCUUAACUACAUCCCAUCAUCUGUUCUCGAUGGCCUCUUCCUGUUUGUGGCCAUCACACCAUUGUUUAACAGCCAGAUGUUCGAGAGAUUCUUACUACUCGUAACGGAACAGUGUGCCUAUCCUCCCAAUCACUACAUCCGUCGCGUCCCCCAGCGUAAGAUCCACUUGUAUACCAUUAUACAAUUCCUUCAGCUGUUUGUACUCUGUGCCUUUGGGUUCAUUGGUUCUUUAUCUUACAUAAAGAUGAUUUUUCCUGUACUUCUUAUUCUUCUCUUACCUAUCAGACAUGGUCUUGUUCCUAAGUUGAUUCAUCACAAGUACCUAGACGCCAUGGAUGCAAACCUUUGAUAUCCUUCAAGACUGUACAAGACUAUUGAUGAUCUUGAAGUGGGAUCACGCCUGGCUUAGUCUUGAACGAACUAUUUUGAUCUUCCUAAUUUUACUUCCAUUUGUUUUUCCCUUCCUUCCUCUCUUAUUGACCAAAAAUCUCUUGGUUCCACUUCCUCUUGAUCACUGAACCGUUCUUUUUUGUCAUUUUUUUUUUCAACAUUCUCUUUUUUUUACCUUAAUCCAGAUGCCUCAUUUUCACAGAAACACUUUGCUUUCAUUUUUCCUCUGCCACUUUUCCCUCUAUUUAUUUUUCCAAAGUCGUUUUAAUUUCUUUAUUCCCAUCUCAAUACACCUAUUUCUUUUUUUCUUGUCAUCCAUUGAUAAUUCUA
Molecule: messenger RNA, 2771 nt
Organism: Actinia tenebrosa (Australian red waratah sea anemone)
Lineage: Eukaryota; Metazoa; Cnidaria; Anthozoa; Actiniaria; Actiniidae
Product: solute carrier family 4 member 11-like
Biological process (GO): monoatomic anion transport; transmembrane transport; monoatomic ion homeostasis
Cellular component (GO): plasma membrane; basolateral plasma membrane
Molecular function (GO): solute:inorganic anion antiporter activity
Source: RefSeq, a predicted model, not a curated record